Messenger RNA from Verticillium dahliae VdLs.17, 2094 nucleotides. RefSeq lists its product as uncharacterized. The transcript has 4 exons. The record is from RefSeq and is a predicted model, not a curated record. Gene Ontology annotation, molecular function: protein binding. The coding region runs from base 1 to 2094 and encodes 697 amino acids. Lineage: Eukaryota; Fungi; Ascomycota; Sordariomycetes; Glomerellales; Plectosphaerellaceae.
AUGGGUCAGUUGGGUCCUGAGCUAGAGCUUGCAAGGAUCAAGCUCAAAAGCGUCGCCGAUGGUCUGACAGCUCUCUGCGCCCGAUGCUACAAGGCUGAGGGCGAGCGCUCCGCGAAGGCCAAGAAACUGAAAUGGCUAUAUCUGCAAAAUGACAUUCAGAAGAUGCAGACGGAAGCCCACAGCGCCAUGGGCAUAUUGCAAGGCUUUGUUGGCCUCUAUGCUGCCAGGCUACAGUCUUGGACCAAUAUCGAGUGGUCCAUGCGUGUCCCAGAUUGGCUAUUCAAAUUCGCUCCCAGUUUCCGGGCUUCAUGUGGUUCUGUACGCUUCGCGCUGCGUCCUACAAGAGUGGGCAUAGCAGAUAGACAUUUGCUGCAAGCAUUUGAGAAAGGAACACCGGCUAUCCUAGGCCUGCUCAAAGAAGGGCGCCAUGUUUACUACCCUGAUGACGAGACACCAGACGAAUUUCUUUUGAUUGAGAUUUCGACUUCAUACGCUCACGAGUGUUCGCCUAGCCGUGUUGCCACGCUGGCUCGUCGUCAGCUCAGUCUCAAAUCAAACAGCUCGGACAACGCGCGCCACUUGUUGAAUAGGGUCAUUGAGCUCUCGGACGAUGAUGUAUUGUCUGCUGGGACAGCUAUCCACGAGGCCGCAAGAACUGGUGUUGGUAUGCGCGAGGCCUUGUUGGGUCAAAAGCGUAAUAUCGAUCACCUUGACGAAUGCGGAGACACACCACUGCACCUUGCCAUAGCUUGCGGUCAUAUCGACGCCCUGGAUAUGCUGCUGGAGGCCAAGGCAAACACCAAUCUCGAUGACAUCCGGGGGGAAACGCCCCUGGUGCUGGCGAUUCGCCUGGGCUUGUUCAAGAUGUGCAGUAUGCUUGUCAAGGCUGGCUGUGAUUUAGACAAAGGGGCGAAUCCUUGGGUGAAGCGUUACGGUUUCAAUUCGGCGAUGUCCUGGCUUUUCCAACAAAAUCCAUACUUCGAUGACUUCAUCUUGGAGAAGGCCAAACUGCUGGUGCAGUACGAUGCUCGCCUGAUAUCAGAAUUUUUAGACCGGGAUGGACGAUGGAUAAAGGGGGUCGACUUCAGUUGCGUCCCCCUGCUACGCUAUCUGGUCAACAAGGGCGCGACGUUCCCUUCGCUGCCUAACGGAACACCCUACAUACUAAUGGAUCUGGCACUUCGUGGGACUCGCCAGGCCUGCGAGUUCUUCGAGACGUGCGAGUCUGUUCCUCGAGUAAAUGUCAUGAAGCGUCUCACGCCGGACAAUGUCUUCAAGGCCACAGCGUGGGACAAAUUCCUGCUCAGAGUUGAUGGGCCGAAUUUUAUCAACAUAUUUUGGCCAUGCGACUUGGCAUUUUGUACGAGCUUCCCAAAACUGUUUGUUCGCAUGAGGAACCACGUCCUUGACGGAGACAUCAAGGCCUUGCGCAGCAUUGUCCAGUCUCUGGAGUCGCCCGACCCGCGCAACGCAGGGGAACAGCUGGCGCAGAUGAUACAUGAGAAAGAAGCCUGGGGCAGGUUCGACUUGGUCUCGACGUAUCGGGCCAUCAUGGUCCAGGUGCGGGAGAAGAUGUGGCUGGCCGCCAUUGAGUCGCUCGAAGAGCACAUUGAAGUUUUGAUGGACGAGAUGAUUUCGUCGCCUUGGGAGCUCGAAAGUGAGGUCUGGAAGUUGCCCAAAUGUUCCCGCCUCCUGGAACCCGACGCCGGCAACAUGGAACGCGACACGUACAACGAAGGAAUGCAAGCAGCGGCUGAAGAAGAUACGAACGCGAACUUGGAAAACAGCGGUGAGGGGGCCACGGACAUCGACAGUGGAUGGGACGCUAUCAGUGAGGAUGACGGCGAUCUAGCAGAUGGAUACGAUAAAGAGACACGCAGCCGAGUACGGAAGAUGCGACGAUACAUGACAUCCCAAAGGCGGCUUGCGUUGUAUGAGGCGAAACUGCGGCGCAGAAAUUGGCAUGCAGCGCAGGCAGAUCCAGAGUCAGACGGCGGUAACAGCUCGCCCGGGGAAAGUGAAGAGCGGGACGAGGAGGUCGAGUCUGUUUCUGAUAAGACAUGUGACGGAGAGGCCAGUGUCGAUUCGAUCUAG